Messenger RNA from Schistocerca nitens (vagrant locust), 906 nucleotides. RefSeq lists its product as uncharacterized. The record is from RefSeq and is a predicted model, not a curated record. Bases 1 to 906 code for a protein of 301 amino acids. The transcript is spliced from 2 exons. Gene Ontology annotation, molecular function: protein dimerization activity. Lineage: Eukaryota; Metazoa; Arthropoda; Insecta; Orthoptera; Acrididae.
AUGAAGCGUUUGGAGACCCGUAUUCAGUCCUCAGUUGGGCCAUCAAGAUUUGAAUAUCUGUGGCUUCGCUUAUCGCACCAGGCAACUUUUGUCUCAAAGCAAACUAUUGCAGAAACCUCUAUUGGUCUCAAUGACAGUGCUACACACGUCAAGAACACUAUCGCUAUUCUUGUCAGUCGUCGAGAAAAUUUGGUCACUAGCUUCAGUAGCGUGUGGAAGCGUGCAGAGAAACUUGCGGAUCAACCAGGCAUCGAGCUCAAUAUUCCUCGCAUACCUCGCUACGGUCGACGCCAAGUUUAUCGUGACAACCCUCAAACAAAUUCGGCAGAAGAAUAUUUCAGAGUAACAGUCUAUGCUCCCCUACUGGACUUCAUUAUAACUUAUUUACGAGAAAGAUCCUCUGCUGAAACUUGGGAUGUGUUCAACCUUUCUGUUUUCAGUCCAGAAAGUAUUGUGAAGAUCUCUGCAGGUGAAACUGAAAAAAUUGCAGAGUCCUUCACCAACCGCUUCGGUUCGUUGCUUGACGUGGACAAAGGCAUUGCUUCUCUUAUGUUACGGGAUGAAAUGUUGUUGUGGCGAGAGAAAUGGAAUCAAGAAACAGAACGACAAAAAGAGCUUCCAACCAUCGCCCUUGACAUAUUGGCUAGAUGUGAUAACGAUGCAUAUCCUAUAAUACAUAAGCUUUUAUUGGUCCUGGCAACGCUUCCAGUGACAAUUGCAUCUGCUGAAAGAUCGUUUUCGUCGUUGCGGCGCCUGAAAAGUUACUUAAGAACAUCGAUGAAUGAAAGGCGACUCCUUGGUCUUGCACUUAUGCAUAUUCAUUACCAGAUUCCUGUAGACGUAGAAAAACUAAUUACAAGAUUUUCAAAAAGUGGGCGUAGAAGGAGAUUAGAAUUUAAUAUUUAA